AUGGCUACUUGGGCCUAUCCCCAACUCCUGCCCGAUCGACUGAAAAGAGAGGAGGAUGAUUCAUUGGCCCGGGAAUUGAAAUGGUUUCUAGGUUCCCUUCAAGAAUCCCUGGCUUCGUUGCGGGAUGGCCUGCAGGAGAGUGCUGCACUCUUAUCACCAACUAUGCCCGGGUCAACGCUGGUUCUUUCCUCGUUGCGGUCUGAAAAUGUGAAGGGAUUUGUCACCAGGGUCGGCACAAAAAUUGUGAAAGGAGACAUCCAACUCCGCUUACAUUCGUUAACGCCCCCCAAGGGCUCCAAUUCCACCAGGUUAUUAGUUUCUGAUGGACCGGGAGCGGCGGAGAUUGCUCUCCGCCAUCUUGUUCUUGUACGGCGCCUAAUAAAUGAGAGUCUCGAUGUAAUAGACGUAAGCACUUGGACAGGAGAUCCUAUGAAUGCGAGCUUCAUCUCAGGCCAGCUGCGGUUACUACAUGAUAAUCUCAGCGAAGCUCGACUGACAUUGAAGGGCGAAGGAGAGAAGUCGAAAAAACCAUGGUACGAAGAUAGUGUGGAUGAGAACGCCUUUGCCCCUCCGCUCCCACCAUAUGUGUCAUUUCACCUCUCGAUCUCUGAAGCUGCUCUGGUGCUAAAUCUCCGAACCCUAGAGCCCGUCACGCCAGAAAACACCCCAGCAACAUCUUUUGCCCCGGAAAUAUCUCUCAGUGGCUUUUUCUUACGAGAUCGGAUUUUUGGACCACGACAUCCUGUUCAUGACGAAUCUGGCGACGUAUUCAAUUGGAAAGGGGAAGAGGUUAAAGUGAAGGAAAAGGUUCGAGUAGAGAGUCAAGAUCCCAGUCUCCUGUCCGCCAUGUCCAAGCUGACCGCUCUCGAACAUGAUGUUUCGAGGUGGAAAUCAGCACUAGGCGUUGUCAUGGAGGAAGACGACACAGAUAAUGAGUGA
Molecule: messenger RNA, 939 nt
Organism: Paracoccidioides brasiliensis Pb18
Exons: 4
Coding region: 1-939 (312 amino acids)
Cellular component (GO): RAVE complex
Source: RefSeq, a predicted model, not a curated record